AGCUAGGUCAAAGGGUCAAGUUCCCCUUUUCCCCUGGCGGCAAACCCCAUUGAAUUAUCAAAACAAGUAGCAUUUCCUGCUUCAUUGGGGCUUGGGUUUCUUGAAAUUUGUUAAGGCCAUAUAAUAUUUUAUGCUGACGUCACUCAGGUUAUUGAUUGGCAAUGGCAUUUGACAGUACUAAUACUAGUGGAUCUUUCUUCAUAAAAACAGUUGAAUUGCAAAACUGGUGGUUAACGAAAACACCCGGAACACAAUACGAUAAUGAAACACUAAUAAUAGGGGUUGCUGGUGUCUCCCAACAGAAUGGGGUAGGGCGAUGUUUCUAUUCUGCACCGAUACUUAAGGUAACGGAUUACUUUGAGUUAGAGACUGUUGACGGCGUAUUUGUCAUUUUGAGAAGCUUUAUUGACAAGGAGCGCACCCUCGAAAAUGGAUUCUCCCCUGAGGUGUUUGAACAUUUUAUUUUUGGUUUUCCUCUUAACUGGAAACAAUUUGCUACAAGCAGUCCCGAAGACUCUGCUGCCAAAUGUGUUGCAAGAGGUUUGGAGUUUCCACCACAUGAAGAUGGGAAAGUCUCGAUUGAAGGACAUGCUGACUUUCAUGAUCGCUCCCCAAGUAAAUCACAGCAAAGUGAUAUCUACACCGUGGAUAUGGAAGUUCAAGAUUGCGAAGACACAAUUUUGAACAAUAAAACUGCUACUGUCUCUAAUGCAUCCUCGUAUGAAACUCCACAAGAGCACCUAGUUAAAGCUGGACAUGAAAUUCCAGGUAAAAGAUCUCCUGUGACAUCCGAAUAUGAGGCUGAUUCAAGUCCCUUGGCUAGUCCCAUUGUAGGAAAGGCUGCGAACUCAUCAACACCUAAGCGUUUAAGAGUUUCUAGCAGGCGUAUGACAAGAUCCAUGACCAAGGUGGAUAUCAGUAAAACCAAUUCUCCACUACUAAAUGAUAUAUCUAAUUUGAAUAAGGUAGCUCUUAUUGAUCCCGAUAUUACUGAGGAUACUAGAAAUAAGUCAACGUCUCAAGUUGGGAUUUCGAAUCAGGGGGAAAGUAAGGAUGCUGAUGCAGGGAGAUAUGAUUCAAAGGAAAAAGAAACUACAGAUUUAUCUAAGGCCAAUGUUUCAAUAAUAAAUUCAAAACGGAAACAAAAUGACCAAAAUGUUGAUGAUACUAGAAAGAAGUUAACCUUUCAAGUUGGUAUUUCAAGUCAGAGGAAAAGUAAGGAAGCUGGUGUAAGCAGUGAAUCACAGAUUGGCAUAAGGAAAUGUGAUUUAAGGCCAAAACUCAAUAAAUCUGGCUGUUCAGAUCCAUUUACUAACACGAGUGUUGGUGUUGUAAGCUCAAUAAAUGCCUCCACUGGGGAUAUCAACUUUGCUUCUGGUGUAAUAGCUGAAAAUGACAACGCAGUCCCUUCAAGGACAAACAUGAAAGGUUGCCAAAAUAAGGGAAAAGGUCAAGAAGGUGUAGCUUCAAAGGCCGAAAUUGGUUCUGAAAAGGUUAUCACUCGCAGCAAGUCCAGAGGCAACCUGAAAUCUCCAAGUUUAUGCCAUGGAAGCCCUAAAACGCAACUUAAAGCAAGUCCCAAAACUCAUCCACAGGCCAACAAGGCCUCCAAGGAAGAAUGUGGAAGUGAAUACACUUUGUCUCCAGAAUCUUUGAGUGGAAAGAAGUCCAGAUCGGGAAGAGUGCUCCUACCCAAAUUGGAAUUCUGGCGCAACCAAAGAAAGGUUUUUGAUGAGAAUGGAGAAGUGUGUGGAGUCGAGGAACGUGUGUGAUACCAUCAUCAGUAGAUGGUUUGCCUUUGCUAUCAACCUAUCAUGAUCACAGCAUUUAUCAUGUGUGGGGACUGUGAUGCAGUUUUUUUGGGGUAAAGGGUUUUACCAUAUAUAUAUAUAUAUUAGAACAUGCGAUGUAAGCGUCACAUCAACUUUUACAAUGCCCAUUCACAACUGUAAUGUAGUUUUGUGGUAGUAACUUACCUAAAAAAAGAUUAAUAUUGGUCCUUGUUUACUGUGAAUGUUGUAUGAUAUGUUGGGUUUUACCUCAUUACUUACCAUUAAGCAGUAGUUUUGAUGGCUGUAUUUCCAUAAA
Messenger RNA from Erigeron canadensis, 2088 nucleotides. RefSeq lists its product as uncharacterized. The transcript has 10 exons. The record is from RefSeq and is a predicted model, not a curated record. The coding region runs from base 162 to 1772 and encodes 536 amino acids. Lineage: Eukaryota; Viridiplantae; Streptophyta; Magnoliopsida; Asterales; Asteraceae.